Molecule: messenger RNA, 5014 nt
Organism: Chiloscyllium plagiosum (whitespotted bambooshark)
Lineage: Eukaryota; Metazoa; Chordata; Chondrichthyes; Orectolobiformes; Hemiscylliidae
Source: RefSeq, a predicted model, not a curated record
GAUGGGGAUGGGGCUAGACGGCGCGGCCGCCAUUUGGUGCUGCUGCUGUUGGAUAUCAGCCAAAGUUUUGGUUCAGGGUUACAUCACCUCCUCCCCUGCAGCCACCUUGUCCGAGCUGGAGUGGGUCAUAGCCCUGGGCCAGCAUGGGCACCGGCCUCUUAAACAAGCAACUCCAGGUCUGGAGGUCCUUCGACUGAUGGAGCCCAACAGCCAACAUUGGAACUGUUACCGCAAGCCCAGAGGGGCCAGACAUUUACCGGCUUCUCGAAGAUCCGAGUUACUGGACCACGUGCAGAACAGACAUCAAGGCCCAGCCAGCCUGGGAAUAAGACCUGGCGACACGGAAAGCCGAAUUCAAGGAGGCCCAACCAGUUCAGGGUCAAGACUUGACCUCACGAGGACCCGACAUAAAGCAGACCCGACCAGCCUGGGAACAACAUCUGACCUUGCAGUGACCCGAGGGACCAGAUACUUACCGGUUUCUCAAAGGCCGAACCUACCCAACCGAAUAGAGAACCAUCACCGAAGCCUGACCAGUCCGGGAGCAAGACCUGACCUCAUGGUGACUCGAGGGACCAGACACCUACAGGCAUGUCGGAGGCCCAAGCAACUCGACUGUGUGGAAAACAGAUACCGAGGCCUGACCACUUCGGGAACAAGACAUGACCUCACAGAGACCCAACAUGGAGGAAACCUGACCAGACAAACUGCAAGGCCCCCUGGAACACUAGCGGCUGCGACCAAUUCCCAGGACCCCACCAAAUGCACCCACUUACCUUCUGGAAUGGUAGACAGCCCUCACCAAUUCCCAGACUUGACCAGAAGCAGCCACCAACCCAGGAAACGGGGAAGACGUGCUGGUCUACAGGUGAGACUGAAACAACGUGGUUUCAAGUCUCCCCUCCCCAGUAUAUUCCUGACAAAUAUCCAAGCUAUUGAAAGCAAGCUAGAUGAACUUAAAGCUAGACUCAUCUACCAAAGAGAAUUGAGAGACUGCUGUGUGCUCUGUUUCACAGAGACAUGGCUCAGUCCUGCUAUAUCUGACUGUGCCUUACAACCUGAGGGUUUCUCAGUUCACCGGAUGGACCGCAAGAUGUCCUCUGGCAAGGCAAGGGGCGGAGGAGUCUGCCUCCUAAUUAAUAAUUCUUGGUGCUCAGAUGUGGCGACCCUGGCGAGUUACUGCUCCCCAGACUUGGAAUAUCUAACGGUGAAGUGCCGUCCCUACUACCUGCCACGGGAGUUCACCUGUGCUAUCCUGACAGCAGUUUACAUCCCACCCCAUGCAGAAGUGCAGAGUGCACUUCAUGAAAUAUACACCGUUACAAAUAGACUUAGCACGAAAUACCCCGAGGCCUUGUUCAUCAUAGCUGGUGACUUCAACCAGGCCAAUCUCAAAAGUGUCCUACCAAAAUACCACCAACACGUCUCCUGUCCCACCAAAGGUCCAAACAUCCUUGACCAUUGCUACACAAACAUCAAAGAUGCUUACCGUUCCAUACCCCGCCCACAUUUUGGAAAAUCAGACCGUACUGCUGUGUUCCUUCUCCCAGCUUACAAGCAGAAACUGAAGCGUGAAGACCCAGUGCAGAAAGUCGUACAGUGCUGGUCUGAUGGGACGGAUGAGCUCUUACAGGACUGCUUCGAAUCAGUGGACUGGUCCAUAUUCAAGAACUCAGCGACCAACCUAAAUGAGUAUGCCACUACUGUUACAGACUUCAUCAGUAAGUGUGUAGAAGACUGCGUGCCAAAGAAGUUAAUCCGAGUGUUCCCCAAUCAGAAACCAUGGAUGAACUCGGAGAUCCACUCUCUACUGAAGUCCAGGUCUGAGGCGUUCAAAUCUGGUGACCCUGACCUAUACAAGAAAUCAAGGUAUGACCUUCGUAAAGCCAUCAGAGAUGCCAAGAGACAGUAUCAGACUAAGCUAGAGUCCCAAACUAACCACAUGAACAGUUCACAUUUGUGGCCAUGCCUACAUGACUUAAUAGGCUACAAAGCAAAGUCAAAUAGAAUUGCUAGCAGCAAUACACCCCUUUCCAAUGAACAUAAUGCAUUUUAUGCUUGUUCUGAACAGAAGAUCUGUGAAACACUGUCCACUGCACCGAUAGUCUCGGGUGCAUCUGUACCCACAAUCACUGCUGCUGACGUUAGAUCGGCCUUUUUAAAAGUGAACCCACAGAAAGUGACUGGCCCCAAUGGAAUCCCUGGCCGUGCACUCACAUCUUGUGCAGACCAACUUGCGGGAGUAUUCGCAGACAUCUUUAACCUUUCCUUGCUACAAUCUGAAGUCCCCAUCUGCUUCAAGAAGACCACUGACACCCCGAUGCCAAAGGAAAAUGAAGCAGCAUGUGUCAAUGACUACCACCCGGUGACACUGACAUCCAUAAUUAUGAAGUGCUUUGAGAGGUUAGUCAUGGCUCACAUCAACUCCAGCCUCCCAGAUUGCCGUGAUCCUUUACAAUUCAUCUAUCGUCGCAACAGGCCCACGGCAGAUGCCGCCUCCUUGGGCCUACACUCACCCCUUGAAUGUCUGGAUAACUACAUCAGACUUAUUGACUACAGGCCAGCCUUCAACACCAUAAUUCCAAUCAAACUCCUGUCUAAACUCUGAGACCUAGCACUCUGUUCCUCCCUCUAAUUGGAUCUUCGACUUCGUCACCCACAGACCGCAAUCAGUAAAGGAUAGGCAAUGAUUCUCUUCCAUAAUCUUCAACAUCAGUACCUCACAAGGCUGUGUACUCAGCCCCUUACUAUACUUAUAUGCUCAUGACUGUGUGGUCAAAUUCUGCUUUACCUCCAUUUACAAGUUUGCUGAUGACAUGAUCAUUUUAGGUUAGAUCUCAAAUAACGAGACAGAGUACAGGAAAGCAAGUGCUUAGUGACAUGGUCUAAAGACAACAAUCUCCCUGUCAAUGUUAGCAAAAUGAAGGGGCUACUCAUUGAAUUCAGGAAACGGAGUGGAAGAUACUCCCCUGUCUGCGUCAGUGGAGCCGAGGUGGAGAUGGUUGAGAGUGUCACGUUCCUGAGUGACGGUCAAUAACAAUCUAUCUUAUUGUGUCGUGAAGGCACAACAACACCUCAACCUCCUCAGAAGGCUAAGGAAAUUCAGCAUCUCUGAAAGGACUCUAAUUUUAUAGAUGUGCCAUAGAAAGCAUCCUUUCUGGAUGCAUCACCACAUGGUACAGCAACUGCUCUUCUCCAAGACCACAAGAAAUUAGAGUUGUGAACGUAGCCCAGUUCAUCACAUAAACCAGCCUUCCAUCCAUUGACUCUGUCUAUACAUGCUGCUGCCUCAGGAAGGGAGCCAAUAUAAUUAAAGACAGGUCCCACUCCUGUUACAUUUGCUUCCACCUUUUCUGUCAGAGAGAAAAACAAAAGUUUUAAAACAUGUACCAACAGAUUCAAAAAUAACUUCUUCCCUGUUGUUAUCCUUUGAAUGGACCACUGCAAUACUUACAUUCAUCUCUCUCUGCAGCUGUAAUACUGUAUUCUGUUAAAUUAUCUGAUUAUGAAUAGCACGCAAAAUAAUACCCUCACUGUAUCUCGGUGCAUAUGACAGUAAUAAAUAAUCCAACCUGUCCCAUCUCAGACUCUGGGGAAAAUUUAUAAUAAAAGGAACUGCUGAGGCUGAAGGUCUUAAAUAAAAACAGAAAUUACUGGAAACUCAGCAGGUUUGGCAGUAUCUGUGGGGAGAGAAAACACAGUUUGUGAGAUAUUGAGAAUUAGGAGUAGACUGUUCAACCCCUCGAGCCUGCUGUGCCAUUCAAUAGGAUCAUGGCUGAUUCAGCAUUCCUCACUUCAGUUUUCCUGCCAUUUUUGCAUACUGCUUGAUUCCCCUUCUGAUCAAGAAUCUAUCUAUCUCAGCCUUAAAUAUACACAAGAUCUCUAUCUCCACAGCUGUCUGUGACAAGGAGAUCCAAAGAGAAGAAAUUCCUCCUCCUAGUUUUAAAUUGGUGCCCUUUUUAUUCUGAGAAUGUCCUCUGGUCCUCGAUUCUCCCAUGAGGGGAAACAUCCUCUCAUUAUUUACCCUGUCAAGAUCCUUAAGAAUCCUAUUAGUUUCAAUGAGAACUCUUAUUCUUUUAAACUCUUUCUGGAGGAUCAUUACUCUGUUUACUUACAGUUUUCCUUUUCAAAUAGAUGUUGAAAGUUAUUGCAUAUGUAUUAUGAGUUAGUUUUCUCUCAUACUUUAAUUUCUCCCUUUUUUUUAGCUGAAUUCACACUGCAAUUUUAUGUAUUCAAGGUUUGUGUAAAGAUUUGUAGCUCCAUACCGGUUGCAAUUGUUGGUAUGUUCACCGAGCUGGGACUGAAUUUCUGGUUGAAAUGCUGCCUGAUAUUCUAAAGUUACUGCAGGCAGAACUUAUUUUUGUUCUCAUGCUGAUUUUAAAUUUUGUAAGGGCAAAAUCCAUUGAAAGAUAUGGGUUGGGUACUUUUUUUUAGUGUCUGUUACGAGAACAGUAAAUUAUUUUUAAAACAUCAUUUGCAGAGCUAUUAAUAUAGAAAUUUGAAAUUUGUCAUCGCAAAACAUGAGAUAUCCCACAAAUGUGAUAUUUUCAAUAGCAAUAUACAUUAUGUUCUAUUUUUAAUUCUAAAAAGGCAGUUGUUACUGUGUUGUCAACUUCCACUGUUUUUCCUUGUUUUCUCAUAAUGGCAUGAUGCUUGUUUUUUUUUCUCUCCUUGAAUUGCAUUGUUCUUGCUGUUUUGUUUUCUAUCAUUACUUAGUAUCAUUCAAUAAUUUCAAUAAGCCCAGCAUGGACUCAGUGGGCUCUUGGCCAUGAGGAAGCAGAGUGUGCACUCCCUGCUUUAGAACUUUAGGACUGAAAUGAACUUUUACUUUUAUUUUUCUAAUUUAUGCCUAAGAUUUUGUACCUAGGUAUAAUGCUGAUCUUUUAACUGUAUUUUUCAUUUUUUAAAAUUUAUACCUAAGAUGUUGCACCCAGGUAUCUUUGUACCUAAAAUGGCGCCGGAAAUGGCGACUUUUGACACUUUUCGCUUUACUCAUGUAUCGUGUGUGACAAUA